Aspergillus clavatus NRRL 1 is the source of this 2406-nucleotide messenger RNA. RefSeq names its product origin recognition complex subunit 1. The record is from RefSeq and is a predicted model, not a curated record. Gene Ontology annotation, molecular function: DNA replication origin binding; chromatin binding; ATP hydrolysis activity. NCBI's taxonomy places the organism in Eukaryota, Fungi, Ascomycota, Eurotiomycetes, Eurotiales, Aspergillaceae. Gene Ontology annotation, cellular component: nuclear origin of replication recognition complex. Gene Ontology annotation, biological process: mitotic DNA replication checkpoint signaling; DNA replication initiation. The transcript is spliced from 3 exons. The coding region runs from base 1 to 2406 and encodes 801 amino acids.
AUGGCGGUCACUUUGACCGAUGAGGUUGAGGAAACGCCAGCUCGGCGACGAAAUGCCCGUCAGCGCGCCCAAUUAUGGAUGACCAAAGGAGGCCUCGUUCGAGACGAUUCCGACGAUGAGCUGGGAGACGAGGAUCAUCCGUGGCAUUGGGUUUAUGAAACUGAAUUGGAAGAGAUCAAAAAUGAGGAAUCAGCGCCGGCUGCGGCAAACGAAUCUGAGGAAAAGUCGGCUCGCAAACGUUCAGCCCGGUCUUCGAGGCGUCAGCCUAAUAUCGUCGGAGCACGGAUGGGCACCUUCGAGUGCCGACUGGGUGAGAUUGUGCUGCUGAAAUCCCCAGAACCGGGCAAAGACUGGGUCGGCAUUAUUACAGAGUUCUUCGAGGAGGAAGGUGAUGAGAACGAGGAUGAGGUGGUCAAAUCGGUCAACAUCAUGUGGUUCGCCUCGCCGGAUGAGUUCAUGUCAACCAAGAACAAGCGACGAGCGGACGCCUUACCCAAUGAGCAAUAUCUUACGGCAGACUUCAAUGUGAAUCCCAUCAAUUCGAUCAGUGGCAAAGCCACUGUGAUGUCGACAGGCGCCUUUUACGCCAAGUAUCCGAACGGCACUCCCCCAAAGGGCAAGGAAGAAUUGGCCGAUUUUAACAAGUGCAUCAUCUGCCGCAGAGGUGUCAAUCAAGUCCAGGGUAGAUACACAGAUGAAUUCGUCUGGGAGGAAGUAUAUCGAAAGGAUAAAAUCUCCGAACUCAUCGCCUUAAUCAAGGAUGGGCUCAAAGCCGCGAAGAAACGGAAGCACGUUGAUGACGAUUACGUGGAAACCAAGGACGAUGAAGAGUUUGCGCCCACCACUCCUCGGAAAAGACAAAAGGUGGCUUCGAAUGCCACUCCGCAGUCGCGGCGCAAGAAAGCUCUGACUACCCCAUCACACAAGAGGAUCAUCGUCAAAAAGCCCCUUGAAUUCACGCCUCUAGGAACUCGGGUUCUCCCACCUUCUCACUUCGAUUCACCUUACCGCCAAGCACGUACUUUACUCCAUGUUUCGACCGUACCUACCUCGCUUCCUUGUCGAAAGACGGAAUUCGAUACCGUAUACAACCAUCUCAGUGCAGCGAUUAUGGAGGGAACCGGCACUUGUAUCUAUAUCUCAGGAACACCGGGAACCGGCAAGACAGCAACGGUGCGCGAGGUGGUUGCGCAAUUGAACUCUGCGGUCCUCGCAGAAGAGAUGGAUGACUUUAUAUUUGUUGAGAUAAACGGCAUGAAAGUGACGGAUCCGCAUCAAUCGUAUUCGUUGCUCUGGGAGGCGCUCAAAGGUGACCGCGUUUCACCCUCUCAUGCCCUGGAUCUACUCGAGAGAGAAUUCUCGCAUCCCUCGCCCAGACGAGUCUCCUGUGUUGUUCUCAUGGACGAACUGGAUCAGUUGGUCACCAAAAACCAGUCGGUGAUGUACAACUUCUUCAACUGGCCUGCCCUUCGCCAUUCCCGGCUCAUCGUCCUCGCUGUCGCAAACACUAUGGAUCUACCCGAGCGAACGUUGAGCAACAAAAUCUCCAGCCGUCUCGGCCUGACUCGUAUCACAUUCCCUGGCUACAAACACACAGACCUAAUGGAGAUCAUCACCACUCGCUUGGCGAGUGUCCCCGGGAAUAUCGUUGAUGCAGAUGCAAUCCAGUUCGCGAGCCGAAAAGUGGCUGCUGUCAGUGGUGAUGCUCGACGAGCAUUAGACAUAUGUCGACGGGCAGUGGAGAUAGCAGAACAAGCGCGUGAAGCUGCGAAGGUCGAGGACCUUGAUUCAGAGGAAAACGCAGAUGAUGCUGAGUCACUGCCUCCUACCCCUAGCAAAACCCCGGCCCGACGACAGAAAGCCAGCAUCAAGAAAAAUCUCAAGACGGAGUCCCCGCAGAAGAAUCCGAAACAGCUCGUAGGCCGAGUCACCAUCGCAACCAUCAAACAAGCCAUCCAAGAAGCAACCUCCACUCCACUCCAACAAUCCCUCCGGUGCCUCCCACUCUCCGCCAAACUUUUCCUCGCCGCUCUCCUGGCCCGCAUUCGCCGCACCGGCAUCUCAGAGUCCACAUUCGGCGACGUAAUCGACGAAGCGAAACGGAUCGCCGAUGCAGCCGUUGCCGUCGCCGGUGCCGCCGGCGCAGGCAUCAAGGAUUUCUUGCUCGCGGGCAAUAACGGGGCGCGCGUCAGAGCGCUCGGCUUCGCCGCCAUGGAACUUAUGAACUCGGGCGUGCUGGCGCUGGAGAAUGGCGCGGGGGCCAAGGGGCCGCUCGGCAGCUCUGCCAUUCCGCAUAGGGGCGACAGGAGCGGCAAAGUGCGACUACGGGUUGCAGCUGAAGAUGUGCGAGCUGCGUUUCGCGAGGAUGCUGAGGCGAAGGGGUUGGGGUUGGGGGUGGACCAAUAG